UUAGCCGCACUUUCAAUUUUAUACCUUUGGCACACACCUUCAUCCCUCUCCUGCUGCUCAUCCACGGACGAAGGCUCAGCGUCCAAAUCAUUUUUGGACGGACGAAGGCUCAGCCUCAGCACUAAGUCAGUUGGCCGCUCCUCAAAAGAAAGCCGCAAAAAGAAACCGGCGUCACUUGGCCGCAUUGUUAAGACUCUUCGGAAGAAACCUACCUGCGACGAAUCUAAUUCAGAUUCUCAGCAUUCUAACGGAAGAACUUGCUCGCAGAUCAGAUUUCUAUCCAUUGGUCCAUUUGAUCAGAACAUUAUCAUUCUCCUUCACAGUAUUGAAUCGGUGGAGCUAUCAAACAAGAUGGACAAGGGCAUGCUAAGUGACAUGGACAAUCUUUCCGAGGAAGAUAAGACUCGUAUGUCUGUCAUGAUCGAUCAACUCCAAAUCCGUGACAGCUUAAGGAUGUACAACAACCUGGUGGAAAGAUGCUUUACAGAUUGUGUCGAAACAUUCCGUCGGAAAACCUUGGACAAACAAGAGGAGACAUGUGUGCGGCGAUGUGCAGAGAAGUUCUUGAAGCAUUCGAUGCGUGUUGGCCUCAGAUUUGCUGAGCUCAACCAAGGCGCUGCUACUCAAGAAUGAACUAUAUCCUGUUCUAUUUUUAAACACAUCUAUCCUUUGGUGGUUAGGAGGAAAGGAUGUUUGCUCCUGAGAAUGGUUUUGGAUGGUUGAAUCCAGUUUCCAUGUGGGUGGAACUUGAUCUUACUUUUGUAGACAAUGUUGCAUACGUUGUUUAGCUACCUUUUGAAAUUGAUCAAAGUUGUUUACUUUUUGAAGUAAUUUUUGCCCAUUUAUGUAUGUUAUUAAAUUCUUUUGGGACUAAGGCUUGGAUGUUGUUGUUGUAUGUUAUUAAAUAAAACCUUUUAAGAUAUAAGCUAUUUUGACAAAUGACGAAAAUUAUACCUUGUUGUGCACAGGUUUAUAUUUUUCUCGUGAUUUAUUCAUUGGAUAAUCUUAUU
Messenger RNA from Cuscuta europaea, 1010 nucleotides. The record is from the annotation of a GenBank genome assembly. NCBI's taxonomy places the organism in Eukaryota, Viridiplantae, Streptophyta, Magnoliopsida, Solanales, Convolvulaceae.